Menidia menidia (Atlantic silverside) is the source of this 3465-nucleotide messenger RNA. Lineage: Eukaryota; Metazoa; Chordata; Actinopteri; Atheriniformes; Atherinopsidae. The record is from the annotation of a GenBank genome assembly.
UUCCAGGGGUGUACAGGAUCAGGCUCCUAACACCAUGGAUAUGGACACGCAGCCACAAGGACAGCAAGCAGCCGUGCUUGUAUUCCAGCCUCAGAAACCCUUGCAGCCGGAUAUGGGCCAUAACUCGUUGGCUAACUUCCAGAUCGAGAAAAAGAUUGGGCGGGGCCAGUUCAGUGAGGUGUACAGGGCAAGAUACCUGUUAGACAACACGUCGGUGGCCCUGAAGAAAGUUCAGAUAUUCGACUUGAUGGAUGCCAAAGCUCGGCAAGAUUGCAUCAAAGAGAUAGAUCUCCUUAAGCAAUUGAACCACCCCAACGUGAUAAAGUAUCAUGCAUCUUUUAUUGAGGACAAUGAGCUGAAUAUAGUCUUGGAGUUAGCAGAUGCUGGGGACCUUUCUCGAAUGAUCAAGCACUUUAAGAAGCAGAGGAGGCUUAUCCCAGAGAGGACAGUGUGGAAGUACUUUGUCCAGCUCUGCAGUGCUCUUGAACAUAUGCACUCCCGGAGAGUCAUGCAUAGAGACAUCAAGCCAGCCAACGUAUUCAUCACAGCUACUGGAGUAGUGAAACUAGGAGACUUGGGACUGGGGCGGUUCUUCAGCUCCAAAACAACUGCAGCUCACUCUCUUGUGGGGACCCCUUACUACAUGUCACCUGAGAGGAUACACGAAAAUGGCUACAACUUCAAAUCUGACAUCUGGUCACUAGGAUGCCUUCUGUAUGAGAUGGCAGCCUUACAGAGUCCCUUCUACGGGGAUAAGAUGAACCUCUACUCCCUUUGCAAGAAGAUAGAACAGUGUGACUACCCCCCUCUUCCUUCAGAUCACUACUCAGAAGAGCUGAGGAACCUGGUAGAUAUGUGCAUCAACCCUGAUCCGGAGAAGAGGCCAGACAUCACCUACGUCUAUGACAUUGCCAAACACAUGCAGAACAGGACACAGGGCAGCUAAGCCCAGAGUUACUAACCCCCCCCCCCCCCCAAAAUGCCUUGCAGAACUUGUCCUAACGUCCCCUCUCGCUUUUCAUUCUGGAUUUCGUAGAACAUCUUUUGGCUUUUCUUUAACAAAAAAAGAAAGAAAAAACUUGCUCUAAAGUUUUGCUUCUUGGAUUGAUUGGUCCAAGACACAUAUUUUAUUAUUGAGGUACAGUCCAUAAAACUAAUGGCUCAAGGGCUGAAUCCAAAUAUUCACCAAUCCAGAUAAUCAGAUUUUGGAUAUCUUUCAGUUUUUUCGACUUAGACAUUUGCCCUUUUUUAAAAAUCUUUUUUAUUUCUUCUGAUACAUCCACCUCACAGCUGUGAAUGCCACACUUGCCAUCAAUAUGUUUUUGACAGCCAUCAGUAUUGUACCAAGAAAGCAAAAGUAAGGCCCUCACACUCCGUCUCUACUCUUCGCUAUUCUAACAUCAGUUAUAACUUAACACCCAAAAUCUUCCUGCUCUGUUCUUUAUUCCUAAAAAAAACAUCUCUUCUACAGCGCAGUACCUUUUAAAUUAGAUAAAAGAGGACAAUUCAGUUUGACUUCAUUUGAUUAUUCAGUAAUCAUUAUUUUAGAAAUAAGUCCAUUCAGCUAAAUAUUGUUUAGUUCGGCCUUCAGUGUCACAUAGGGAAAAUUGAUAACAAAAGAAGAUCGAUGGAAACUUUUCUAAAGUUUGAGCUUAGAGGUUUUCACUUGGUGAGAAAACAGAGGGUUUGUGCUUAUUGAAUGUAUUUGGGGGAAAAAAAGGAAGGAUCUCAUAGAGUAGGUUGGAAAUGUGCUCGUUGGUGAACAUGGGCAAAUGUCUUCACCGCACUUUGAAUGUUAAUCAUCUGGCCUUCCUCAGAACGGUCCGGAGGCUCCGGAGUGUCUCCUUUUUUACAGCCGUGUUGACACGGAGGCUGUGAUAUAUCUCCCGUUUACCUGUGGACACUCAAAUGUUGCCUCCUUGGCUCAGCCACACUAAUUAUAGGCCUCUUCUUUAAAGUGAGAGGUUUCCUAGGAGAAUAGAAAAUCAUCAAAUGGUUAAAAAGUAAAAAGAGGAAAGCCUGUGAGUGCAUUUGGCCCAUCAGAAGGCACGUCUAACUUCAGACAGCGAUGCAGUGUAUGUGUCUUCAAAGGUAACAGACGAGGGAUAGGAAACCCUUUCCUUGUGUAGCCAUCCAUGCCCGGAUUGCACCUCCGUUUGCCCAAAGGCAGCCGGGCACUGGAGGAUUUCAGCUUGCCGUACGAGCCCCACUGAUCUCAGCCGUGGCGUCAGGUCUGAUGACUAUGGCGACGGAACCCGCUGAGUCAUAGCGGGCCGGGACUGUACAGAGCGCCACGAUUUCCGAGCUUCACAGGGGUGUUUGUUUUUAUGAGCUGGAGAACUUAAAAAAAAAAAGAAAAAUAGAAUGCACUCCUCAGUUUGAAUUCCUCGAGUGUUGAGGAUUUGGCUCGUGGGGCCCCCCUCUCCUCUGUGCUCCGGGCUGAUUCGCAGACACAGGUGUUUGCAGCACACACAGCCCAAGAUGAGGUCAAGAUGGAGAUUUUUAAAGCCAUAAUUAAAGAUUAAGAGAGGCACUGACAAUCACUGGCUCAUAUAAUUCUAAUGGUGCCCUUAUUAAAGGAAUGAGAAAAAAACACCCUAUAGCCUGUUUACUUUGCAUCUAAAACUGUCACAAUGUGUCGUACAAUGAUGGUCGUCACCAUGAAUUGCUAAUAACAGGUUUACAAAAAGUAGUGUUUCCGUUUUUGUUGGAAUGUGAUUACAUUUUGCUCCUGUACGGUGUCCUCUGACAGACUUUGAACAGUUUCUUCCCACGUUAGGGCUUCUUUUCCUUUUUAAAUUUAUUUUUCAUCAUCUGUGCGGAUGUUCUGGUAAUGCUCUCUAAACAAGAAUGUCCUUUGUAACCAACACAUUUCAGUAUUCUGGUGUUUCAUCUGGGGGCUGAUAAAGCACUUUUUAGUUGUUUUAGUUUUGAUUUGGUCCAGGAGGUCAUAAUUGGCACAGGGAAGAGAACAUUUAGAUCUCGACAUUAGAAUCCGGACACGGCCACUAAUAGUUUUACUAUUUAGCAUUUUGAAUUGAAGCACCUACAAAACCAAAGCAGCAUGUUUCUUAAAAGAAAACAGGCUGUACAUGAGGAGAAAUGGUUAUGUGUCCUGUUUACGUAAGAUUUUAAAAAUCAUUAUCCUUACCGAGGGGAUGUUUAAUACACACAGAGCUAAGUCACUUUAAGGAAUACGGCUAUUUCUUGAUGUUCGUCUGUUUGUACUGUAUGCUUUUCUGUGUCCCAGCCUUUUAGCUGUGCUUACUUUGCCUUUUUUUUUGUUUUUUGUUUUUUGCAUGCCGCUGAUGUUGGUAUUGAAGAGUCCAGUAAGGAAAAAUAUUAGCAGUUAAUAUUUAUUGUCUUGGUUUCUUUAGUUGCUUCCUCAGCAUUUCGUGUCAAGUGAAACGCCCAUAUCACAAACGGCUUGUAUGCAAACAAAAUGUAAUAAAGCUUUCAAACUUC